AUGGGUUUCGCUCAGUGCGGGUGGCCGAUAUGGCGGACUGACGACUUCACGCCAUGCUUCCAGGAAGAUUACCUUAAGAUCCUCCUACCAUUGAUCAUCGUAGGACUGUCCCUACUACGACUUCUCAUCUCAACUCUCCUCCGGGCUGCCAAGCAAAAACCAAACCGCGCCUACCUAUACGAUCGCAUCGCCGAUAACGACGAAGACCGCACUCACCUGCCCAGAGACGAAGAACCUGUCGACGAGAGUGACGAAGAUGAGGCGCUAGCCAUCGGCGGUGGCCGCCUUGCGCUGGCCAAGGUUACCACCAAGGGCUCCAUCGUUCAGGCCGAUACUCCUGCUGGUCAAACCCUUCUUACCGUUGUCGAAGUCCUCGCCAUCGCCGGUCUGGUCGGUGUCAACGUUGCCGCAUUGGUUCUCGAAGCCUACAGCGGUCGCCAUGGCAAGAUCGCUUCCAUCGCCGGUCUCAGUGCCUGGACCUAUGUUCUGAUUCUUGCCGCGCUGCGUCUCUUCCUUGGAAACACCCAGUGGCGUGUACCGCACCUCUGGAACCACACGGCUACCAUCUACUUUGCCCAGUGGCUGUUUUCGCUCAUUGGCUUCCGCUCCGCCAUUGUUCAUCCUGCGACCCAGUUCAGGCAGAUCUUGACCAUCGUCGACUUCGCCUUGACCUCGCUCCUCUUCUUCAUGUCGAUCAGCACACGCAAAGGAAACAAGACGGUCAUUCUAGAGUGGGAGGACGGUAUUCAGCCAAGUCGCGAGAACUUGGCCUCUCUCUUCUCCCACUUCACUUUCGGCUGGGUUGACUCCAUCAUGUGGGAAGGCUGGAAGGAGCCGCUGACUGCCGACCGCGUCUGGAAUCUGCUUCCUAGCGAUAAGGCCGCCACGGUUCUGGCCAACUACCGCCAGGUCAAGAAGACCACUUCCCUGUCUUUCCACCUCUUGAGCUACUUCAAGGGCAUGGUUGCUGCGCAGGCUGCCUGGGCUGUCAUGUCGGGUGCCUUCACCUUUGCGCCCACCCUGCUGCUCAAGGCUAUCCUCGAAUAUGUUGAGGAUCCGACCCAGGCCCCUCGUAACGUCUUGUGGCUCUAUGUGAUCCUCCUCCCCAUCACGGAUGUUAUCCGCUCUGUUGGAGACGCUCAGGCGCUUUGGAUCGGGCGCAAGAUUUGCAUCAACAUCCGUGCUAUCCUUGUCGGUGAGAUCUACGCAAAGGCGCUCAGGAGAAAGGCCGCCGCCGGUAACGACAAGGUUCUCGGCGAAGACAAGAAGAAUGAAGCCCCCGCCAAGAAGGGCUUCUUCGCAAAGGUCAAGCGCGCCUUGGGUCUUGCGAAGGAUGACAAGAAGACCACUGAUCAGUCUGCAGCUGAGGCCGCUGUUGCCAAAGCCAAGGAUAAGGCCGCUGAGGCCGAUGAGCAGGCCAAUCUGGGAACCAUCACUACCCUGAUGUCCGUCGACAGCUUCAAGGUCUCUGAGGUCACUAGCUAUUUGCAUUUCCUCAUUGCCUCGGCUCCCACACAGCUGCUUGUAGCUGUUAUUCUGCUUUAUAACGUCAUGGGCUACAGUGCCAUCCCUGGCUUUAUCAUCAUGGCUCUCCUCCUUCCUGUCAACAUUGGGUUUGCCAAGACUUUCCAGUAUACACAGAAGAAGAUUAUGUCCGCUACUGACAAGCGCAUCCACACCACCAACGAAGUGCUCCAAAACAUCCGCAUCAUCAAGUACUUCGCCUGGGAGCACAGGUUUGAAACCAUUGUCGACGAGAAGAGACGGGCCGAGCUCAAGGCCCUGCGUACGCGGUACAUGGUCUGGGCUUGCGCCGUGGCUGUCUGGAACACCGUUCCCAUCCUUAUCACUUUCUUCACCUUCUUUGUCUUCACCGUCAUUGAGAAGAAGCCGCUGUAUCCCUCUAUCGCUUUCACUGCCAUUUCUCUCUUCAUGCUGCUCCGCUAUCCGCUUGACCAGCUUGGAGACAUGAUUGCCCAUGUGCAGGAGUCCAAGGUGUCCGUGGACCGUAUCGAGGAGUUCUUGUCUGAGGAGGAGACCGAGAAGCAAAAGCAGCUUGGCCAGGACAAUGUCGACGAAAACGGCAACAAAGUCAUCGGUUUCAGAGGCGCCAGCUUCAUCUGGGGCGGCAGGAACACUGUUGCUGAGGAUGGAAGCAUGGCUUUCCGUCUUCUUGACCUCGACGUCGAGUUCCAGGAGGGCAAGCUCAACGUCAUCACUGGCCCCACCGGAUCUGGAAAGACCUCUAUGCUUAUGGCUUUGCUUGGUGAGAUGACCAUUCUUAAGGGUCGUGUCUUCCUUCCCGGAGGUCGCAGCCGUGAGGAUGUCCGCCCCGACCCCGAAACUGGUCUUGCCGAUACUUGCGCCUAUGUUGCCCAGCAAGCCUGGCUUGUCAAUGGCUCUAUCAAGGACAACAUUCUGUUUAGUGCACCGUUUGAUGAGCAGAGAUACAAGGACGUCAUUGUCGCUUGCGCUCUGGAGCGUGAUCUGGAGAUUUUGGAUAACGGUGACGAGACUUUGGUUGGUGAGAAGGGCAUCACCCUCUCCGGUGGCCAGAAGCAGCGUAUUUCGUUGGCUCGUGCCGUCUACUCCAACUCUAAGCACCUUCUCAUGGAUGACUGUCUCAGCGCCGUUGAUUCUCACACCGCUCAGUGGAUUUUCAGCAACUGCAUCAUGGGUCCUUUGAUGAAGCACCGCACUUGCAUCCUCGUGUCACACAACAUCCCUCUCUGCGUUCCUUUCUCCGACUUCGUUGUCCAGAUGACCAACGGUCGUGUCACUGCUCAGGGUGCUCCUCAGGAGCUCAUCGCGGCUGGCAGGUUCGGCGAAGACUUCGUCCAAAAGUCUCGUCCUGGCUCUGCUCAUGUCUCGCGCGUUCCUUCCCGGGUGCCGUCCAGUGUCGGAGAGGAAGGUGACAACACCAUGAUCAACGAAGCCGACGGCAGUGAAUCUCAGACCAAGGCUCAGACGAUCAAGAAGGAGCACAAGAAGCAGGAUGCCAUGGAAGAAAGCAAGGCUACUGGUGCUGUCAAGUGGCCUGUCAUGAAGCUCUACCUCACAGCUAUGGGCAAAUGGUGGUUCUGGGUUUUGGCCGCCGUUGUCUUUGGUGCUCAGCAGUUCUCUGGUGUCGCCACCAGUCUUUGGAUCAAGGAGUGGGCUAACCAAUACGCUACGGACGAGGUUGUUGCCCCUACUUUCAACAUGAACUCGCAGAGUUAUUCCAGCCAGACCGUCUCGCCUACCUAUUUUGCUUCGAUCUCCACGUACGUCAAGGGCAACGAUAGCAACAUCUUUUCGGCUAGCGCGAACAAGGAUGUCAACGUCGGUUACUACUUGACCGUACUGGCUAUCAUUGGUAUUGGUGGUGCCGUUGCCGCUCUUGUCAGAGACAUGUGGAUUUUCUUCGGUUCCUUGACUGCCUCGUGGAAGCUCCACAAGCGUCUGAUGGGUGCCGUCGCCGGUGCCCGUUUCAAGUUCUUCGAUGUCACUCCUCUCGGCCAGAUCAUGAACCGAUUCAGUAAGGACCUGGAGGCCAUUGAUCAGGAGGUUGCGCCUAUUGCCAUUGGGGUCAUGAGUUGUGUCCUCGCAAUUGUCGUGACUGUUACUCUGAUCGCCUGGAUUACGCCGCGCAGCCCUCUCUUCCAACAGUUCGGUGAGACUUUGAGUGGUGUCACCACCAUCAGAGCGUAUGGUGACGAGAGACGUUUCAUCCGCGACAAUCUUUCCAAGAUCAACGCUCAGAUCCGCCCAUUCAUCUACCUUUGGGCUGCCAACAGAUGGCUAGCGUUCAGGACCGAUGUUCUGGGCGAUCUUGUUGCCUUCGCCGCUGGAGUCUUCGUCAUUAUGAGCCUUGGUAAGAUCGAUCCUGGUUCUGCGGGUAUCUCUCUCAGCUAUGCCAUCGGUUUUGCCGACAACAUCCUCUGGCUGGUUCGUCUUUAUGCUAUGAACGAACAGAACAUGAACUCUGUCGAGCGUAUCAAGGAGUACCUUGACGUCGAGCAAGAGGCCGAGGCUAUCGUCGAGGACAACCGCCCCCCUGCGAACUGGCCUGCCCACGGCUCUGUUGAGUUCAUCAACUACUCUACACGUUAUAGGGCUGAGUUGGAGCCCGUCCUCCGCAACCUUACCUUCAAGAUUGAAGCCCAAGAGAAGAUCGGUAUUGUUGGCCGCACUGGUGCCGGAAAGAGCUCUCUUACCCUGGCCAUCUUCCGUGCUUUGGAGGCGGAUGAGGGCAAGAUCUUGAUUGACGGCGUUGAUAUUGGUCUGAUUGGUCUUCGUGAUCUCCGCGAGGCCAUCACUAUCGUUCCCCAGGAGCCCACUCUGUUCAUGGGUACCAUCCGGACCAACCUCGACCCCUUCAACAUGUACACCGAUGAGGAGAUCUUUGCCGCUCUUCGCCGCGUGCACCUGAUCAAGGCUGAUGAGACCCCCGUUGCCCCUGUUGAGAGCGAGUCGGAGCCUUCCCGCCCCGCCACUGCUACCAACAAGAACAUCUUCCUCGACCUCUCCUCUCCCGUCACCGAGUCCGGCAACAACCUCUCGCAGGGUCAGCGCCAGCUUCUCUGCCUGGCUCGCGCCAUGCUCAAGAAGCCCACCGUCCUCGUCAUGGACGAGGCCACCGCCUCGAUCGACUACGCCACCGAUUCGGCCAUCCAGGAGACCAUCCGCGAGUUGACUAGCACCAUCAUCACCAUUGCUCACCGUCUGCAGACCAUUGCCGACUACGACAAGGUUCUCGUCCUGGACAAGGGCGAGAUCGUCGAGUAUGGACAUCCUUGGGAGCUGAUGAAGAAGACCGAUGGCAGCUUCAGGAGUAUGUGCGAUAUGAGCGGAGACUACGACACGCUGGCCAAGAUUGCCAAGAAGGCGUACAAGAUUAAACAACUUGUCGACGUCGAUGGGGAUGACGAGCAGAGCAGUACGACUACCACUGCUGAGGGAAGCAGGACUGGAGAUGAGGGGAAGAAGGAUGGUGAGAACUAA
This is a messenger RNA of Sordaria macrospora k-hell, 4983 nucleotides long. The record is from RefSeq and is a predicted model, not a curated record. Lineage: Eukaryota; Fungi; Ascomycota; Sordariomycetes; Sordariales; Sordariaceae.